GAGAAAGAGAGGGAGAGGGCUGUGUAUUUUCAGCCACACGCUGACAGCUGUGCAGCUACCCCACGUACGUGCUCAUAUCUGGAGGGACAGUGGGAGAGAGAGGGAGAGAGAGACCGACGUCCCUGGGUUGGUUUUUUUUUAUUUUGCAUCUUUGGCUCUGCAGACUCGUGCGUGACAUAUCUCGCUCUCGGAUUUCCCAUCAACUUUUUGUGUGUGUGUGUGUGUGUGUGUGUUUUUUUUUCUCAAUUGUUGUUGCGGUUUUUAUACUGUUUUCCUUGUCGCAUUCCUCCGUCCUCUCCCUGGAAUGAACAGUUUUCCUACCCGCAUCGUUUCCAUGUCAGCAUGGGAACUGCCGUGUCCAAAAGGAAGAAUUUAAGAAACGAUGCGAUAUCUUCUGUGGCAGCAAAAGUUAGAGCAGCACGAGCAUUUGGAGAGUACCUGUCCCACACGCACCCUGAAAACCGAAACGGAUCAGCUCAUCUUCUGUGUGAAACAUUGGUGGGUCCCGACCCGGAGUCGCCAGGUGACACCAUUGCCCCCAACAACAACAACAACCACCUGCAUUCCUGCUCCAACACCACCAAGGGCUGUGAGGACAACCGGGAGUCUGGUGUGGUGAAAGCCCCACUGGGUUUAGUCCAGCCACCUCUCCCUUCCAUCACCAUCUCUACCAAGCCAGCACGGCUGUCCCUCGAGCGCAGCUUCUCAGCUGAGGAAGACCAGCAGAAGUGUGUAGAGUGCACCCUGCAGCCUGCCCGCGUGUACACCAUCACCACCCAGCGCGGUAUGCUGAUGAGCAGCGGCCGGGGCAGCAAGGAGAGCCUAGAACUGGACGUCCUGAAGGAGAAGUCGGGGAGUCGCGGGGUGGGAUCCAGAGGUGGCUUGAUCCAGCCCUCCACUUCCCCUUCCUCCACCUCAUCGUCUCCAACCCAGUACCACCAUGCCAGCAGUGGCCGUGGCACCAGCCACCAUCAUGGCAACCAUCACCACGGUAACCAUCACCAUGGGAACCACCACGGCGUCUCAGGCACCAGUGCGCCCUCCAGCAGUGGAGGAAGCGGUGGGGCAAGUGGAAGCAGCAGUAGCAACCAGCAGCAGUCUUUAGCCGUCACUGGAUCCCACUCCCACCAUGCAUCACACCACAGCCACCACCAUCACCUGUCUCAACCCCCACUGCAGACCUCCGUCAGCGCCCACAACAUCCGCAGCUGGGGUGAGGGUGGAAAAGGGGAUGCGGAGUGCAGCGGGCUGGCCUGUGACUCAUGCAGCGGCACCCCCUCGAGGAGCCAGGGCUCCCUGGACCUGGAGAGCACAUCCCGAGAGGCAGGCAAGCAGCACCGACGCCUAGAGCGGAUGUGGAGUGUGGACCGGAUGACUGGGCUGGAGAGAGAGGACACUAACUGGUUCCCCAAGGAAAACAUGUUCAGCUUUCAAACUGCCACAACAACCAUGCAGGCGUGAGUGGCUUUCCGGGGAUUUGUGCAGAGAAAAAGGAGAGAGAGGGAGCAGAAUUCAGCAGAAGUCAUCCAGAGGAACUUCCGGAAGCAUCUUCGGAUGGUGGGCAGCAGAAGGAUUAAAGCACAGACAUUCGCUGAGCGUAGAUCGAAGAGUUUCAGCCGUUCCUGGAGUGACCCCACCCCUGUCAAGACUGACUCUCCUCAUGAACCCAGAGACAGCGGAGACCUACAGGCCUCUUGUGGUACCCUGGAUGAAGGAGGCGUUGAUGACAACUUAGACUGGGAGGAGGAGAGAGAGAUGGAGAGGCAGGCCUGUGAAGGAGAUGAUUUUGUACCUCCUAAAAUCAUGCUGAUCUCUUCGAAGGUCCCCAAGGCAGAGUAUGUUCCCACUAUAAUCCGCAGGGAUGACCCCUCCAUCAUCCCCAUACUCUAUGACCAUGAACAUGCAACUUUUGAUGAUAUUUUGGAGGAAAUAGAGAAGAAGCUCACAGCUUACAGGAGAGGAAGCAAGUUCUGGAGGAUGCUCAUCUUUUGUCAGGGAGGGCCCGGUCACCUGUAUUUACUGAAGAAUAAAGUGGCAACCUUUGCUAAGGUGGAAAAAGAGGAGGACAUGAGCCAAUUCUGGAGGAGGCUUAGUCGCUUCAUGAGUAAAAUCAAUCCCGAACCCAACCUCAUCCACAUAAUGGGAUGCUAUGUCCUGGGUAACCCUAAUGGAGAGAAGCUGUUCCAGAAACUGAAGAAUCUGAUGAGGCCUUAUUCUGUAGAGUUUGAGUCGCCGCUGGAGCUGUCAGCGCAGGGCAAAGAGAUGAUUGAGAUGUACUUCGACUUCCGCCUCUACCGACUUUGGAAGACACGCCAGCACUCCAAACUCUUGGACUAUGAGGAUUUUUUGUGACGAAGACACCUGGACAACUGGUGCAGCGGAGCCCUCCGGCCCCACGACGAGAGACCUGAUAAAACCGAUCCAAUGACUGAACAAUGCUCAACUGUAGUGCUCGACCCGCCAACUUAAUAAUAACAAUCAUUCCUGCUUUCAUCCGGGAGAGGAGAAAGAGGCAUGGCGGGAUAAGGAGGCUGAGGACAAACAAAAACAUGCUGUGCCUCGGCUCCGCCUCAAUUUCAGAGUGAGGAUCAAAGACGAACAAAAAGGGCCAAAAAAAUACGCAUAAAAUAAAAAACUGGAGGAAAAAGCAGAGACAACUGGACUAUACACAUCUUAGUCACCAACUCUCUUUGCCUCCUGAGUUUGAAAGCAAAAAGGAAAAUCUAAAAUUGUGUAAAAAAUAAAUAUCAUCUUAGUCACACCUCUGUUGUAAGGACAAACUUCUUGAAGCUGAUGUGCUUCGGAAAAAAGAAAAAUUGCUGAAACUCAUUCCGUCAUAACGUGGUUCUGUGUUUUGACUGGACCUCUCAGAUGAUCCCAGAACCUGGAGACGUACAUACAUAAAUAACCCAUAUGUCGAUGUGUGUGUAUAUAUAUCACAUGAAUAUAUUAGCAUAGCUUUAGUCAUGCAAAUAAUACUCCAUAUGAGAAUAAUAAUGCAUCAUUUAUUUUUGAUGUGCAUUGUUGUGCAGUUUCAUAUGGAAAUACUUUGGAAUAACUCAGGUUUUAGCCAUGAAGUAAUUAAUCUGUUUGUCUAUUCUAUCAAGAUAUUGUAAUCUUCAUCUCCAUUGCUUGGAAUGAAUGUAUUAUCUCUCUAGAAAUGUAUUUUCAGUUUGAGGAAUUGAGCUUCAUGUUUUGGUAAAAAACAAAACAAAAAAAACAAUGGAUAAUAUGCUGAUUUCUGUGUGUGAGCGUGUGCGUCUGGAUGUGUUUUCCAUGUAGAAAAAAGAAAACGUGCAGAUGAGUUGUGCGUAUUUUUCUCUCUCUGCUUCUGUUAAAGCAAAAGUAAUUGUUUAACACCUUCAUCCCCCAAUUUCUGUCACAAACACACAAAGACAUUGUAGUAUGAUUCAUGAUGUCAAGAGGGAUGUAACAGCCAUCCAAGUGCUCCUAGCCCUGUAGUGUAGGAGUUGCCCUAUUGAUCCCUCCUGCUCCUUCGCAGAAGGUUCAGGCCACUUAGUCAGCCCCUGUCAACAGUGCCAGCUGCUCUCACUAUCUGCCAAACACUCUUGGCUUCUCUUAAUGGCAGCCAAACGAGCUUCCGCCACCUCUCACUUCACUGGGCUGUGAUCCAGUCUGAGGACCGGAGUUCUCCGAAUUAAACAGAACUGCCAGGAGUUUAAGCUGUUAACAGACAUCUGCUGCCCCUGUCAGCUAGUUAAAAGGCCAGAAAUAUGCACUGAGUGUGUGUCUGAGAUGGUCACACUAUGACCUGAGAUGUCUCAAAUAGAUUAGGGAUGGUUAAAUGUGGAGAGCAGCAGCCGAACAGCAAUCUGAAACAAUGUGCAAGCGCUCACUCGCACACACACACGCGUAAACAAAACCCUAGGGCUAGGACGAAAACUUCAAGAAAUCAAUAAAUCAGGAGAAAAUUAAAAAAGUAACUGUCCACAGAUUUUAAAAAAUGAGGUUCAGUUACCUUGACAUGAUGAGUACUACUAGCCUGUGGAAACAUUUAUAUGACCCCAUUUGUCCCUAGAGGAGCAAAGGGUUUAAGUCAAGGAAGUCCUCUGUCGGGGAAAUUUCUUAAGUUGGCGUUUUUAUCAGGGUUAUCUCAGCUUCAGCUUGAGACUUCAAACUUAUUACAGGAAGCAAUGCAUCACAAACUGUGCAGAAAGGUGUGGGAGUUUACCUGGCAGGGGAGGUCUAAUGAAAGACACACUAGUUGAAUUAUGGGAAGUGUAGGAUUCAGGGUUUGGGGGGCUUGACUAGCUACUACAGACUUAAAGUCAGGAUAUCUAAGCACUCAUAAGCCCCCAAACUUUACGGAAAUGCCAUACUAAAAUCACUUAGAACCCUAUCUUUUUCCAUUUAUAUUCAACAGAAUGGUCAUUAAAUUUUGCCUUAUGUAAUCACAUCUAAACUGGUGAUACUCCAAAAGCACAUAAAAUCUCCAAUACUCUAGCCUCAGCUUACCAUUUCAUUUCUCAGGUUGACAUGCUCCUGCUAAAAGGCUCCGAUGUAGGCAGACAUGCGUAUAUAUGCGUCAACCUUAGAAAUAAGCUGAGGCCGGAGUAUUCAGCUUUUGUGCUUCUAGAUUGCUGUUAUGAAAGUCUUUGUGUCCGCACUUUUCAAAAUGCUGCCACAUUUCAGGCGUGAUUUUAUGACUGUGGCAACAAUCCAAGGAGACAUUGCUAAGUCACGCUACAGCUCGCUGCUCCGCCAAUCACAGCAGUGUCCCACAAUGACAUCAGCCCCUGAAUGUCAGCAAAACAUUGCUGUAGAGCAACACGGCUAAGUGUGCUUUAAACCCAGUCAGUGAAUGUUCGCAUAGGCUGUAGGCGUGCAGAAAGUUUACACAGUGCAUAUUUAUUUAAUAGAUGUCGGUGGUCCCAGCCCUGCAUAACACAUGCACACCCAGGCAUACACACAGACAACGGUAUUCUGCAUCUGUGUAUGGUAAAACACUUUUCCAUUUGUCAUUAUUUGUGUGGAUGUGUUAAUAUUUGAAGCAUUAUGUGCAGACUUUUUUGUGUUAAAGUCAACCAGUCUCACUGGAGUGCUCUCUAGCUCUCUACUAGCAGAACUCUGGUUUAUUUUUUAUUUGCUUUUGCCCUCUCUCUGACAUUGCAGUGCAGGCCUACAGUUUGUCUGGCACAGACAAGUGCUCUCUCAGCCUGAGUCACGCAGUACAUGUUUUCACUUCAGAUUUAAAAUUCAACAGUUACACGACCUGUCAUAUCAUUAAACCAUUUUAAUUCCAGCCGAAGCAUUAAGCUGCCAAAUUAUCAAAGAUGUUGCCCUCAACAGCUGCUGGGUUUAAUGGAAUAUUUUUUUCUUUCAGAUUCGAUACAUGGACACUGGUUAAUUUAAAGCAAAGCAGCAAUGUGAUGGAUUCAGUCAAUUCAUAAAGCAUUUUUCUUAUGCCAUAGAAAACACUGACAAUAAUCUCAUUUCCAGUCUAUAAAGAAGUUACUGAUAAUUAAUCUUCUGUUUGAAUUUACUGGGCUGAACUGACUAUACCGUGAAGAGCACUCUGACUCAGGAGUUUGAGAGAGCUUUCUUGUUUUCUUCUUCAGCAAAAAAACCCCAUCAUUUCACCGGAAAUCUAAUUAAAGAUGCAAACAUG
This is a messenger RNA of Dicentrarchus labrax (European seabass), 5629 nucleotides long. RefSeq names its product NMDA receptor synaptonuclear signaling and neuronal migration factor a (gene nsmfa). Gene Ontology annotation, cellular component: cytoplasm; nucleus. The transcript is spliced from 15 exons. Lineage: Eukaryota; Metazoa; Chordata; Actinopteri; Moronidae. Gene Ontology annotation, biological process: regulation of neuronal synaptic plasticity; positive regulation of neuron migration. The record is from RefSeq and is a predicted model, not a curated record.